AUGGAGACAUACGAGUGGCAGAAGAACAAGGCAGUCGUAGAUAGACUCUACUACACCGAGAGAAUCUUACUUGGCACCUCUCUUAUGGCAACAGGAGCCACCGCAACAAGCUUGCUCUACAUCUAGAAGAACUAUUUCGCAAACACCAUGAGAGCAAGAAUUCCAAAGGUGUGGACCUACUGGGCUGUAUUCAACGCCGUCUCAUUGUUCGUGCUUCUAAGACCUCUUACCAAGGAAGAAAUCACUGUUCAAUGGAGAAAGAGAAAGGUCAUGGGCAAAUGGCUUUACUCUCUCUACCAUCUCGACCCCAUUGAAGUUGCAGAAAAACCAAGCCACUGA
This is a messenger RNA of Stylonychia lemnae, 339 nucleotides long. NCBI's taxonomy places the organism in Eukaryota, Ciliophora, Spirotrichea, Sporadotrichida, Oxytrichidae. The record is from the annotation of a GenBank genome assembly.